CCUCCGCAUAAACAAAGGGUUCCCAGGAAUGCCGUUUUGAAUAAGGACAAACUAUGGGACCUUCCCGUCCCCUAUGUGCUAGAAGAAAGCCUUGGUGAGUAAAAAUGUUCUUCAGGUCUCCAUUUAAAAGUCCAUAUAUGGACAGACAUCCCCAAGUAACAUCACACCUUAGAUUAUACCUGUCACUUGAGGGAUGUCAUAUGCCUAUAUACAGAACGUUUACUUGUUCUUUGUAAAUGGAGAGCUAAUGAAAACCUAAGUGGCCAAAACAUUGUCUCCAAUAAACCACAUGGGAGCAUUGAUUGCAGAGUCUCUUUUGACUAUUUACUGAACAUUUUAUUCUGCAUCCAGCAUCUGCUCAGAAACAGUGGUUGUGCGCAUGUAAUCUGUUCCUAUACUGAGUGAAGUCCUUCCCACCAGGUUGAUAAUUAAAGGUUGGAUAAGUGAUGGAUCCUUCCCCCAAAGGCCCUAAUUUGCCAUCACUUUACCAUGUGUUUUCUAUAUGAACUCAGAUUUGAAUGCUAAAGGGAUCAUUCUGCGGGCCUUUGAGCAGUUCAGGCUAAAAUCAUGCGUCGAAUUCAAGCCCAGAGGCUCUGAGUAUCACUUCAUUUCAGUCCAGAAGAACAGAGGGUAAGAUCAUUUUUGCCUUGCCUGAUCAUACAGUGUCCCUUUUUACUGAAGAUAUCUGACUUGCUUGAUAUUGAUACAGGUUCAUUUUUGUGUCUCCUUGCUUUCUUUUAAUGUAGGUGUUCCUCCCACGUAGGGAGAUCUUCCAAGUAUGGACAGCCUCUUUCCAUUGGAAAUUACUGUGAUCAUAUUGCCAUUGUGGAGCAUGAGUUUCUACACGCUCUGGGAAUCUGGCAUGAACAGUCCAGAUAUGACAGGGAUGAAUAUGUGACCAUUGUUUGGAAAAAUAUAAGACGUGGUUUGUUCACAUUUUCUUCAGCGUUUUUUCAGUUAUAAAUUGUAACAAUAAGGUGUACGUAUUAUGCAUUUUUUGUUAUUCAAUUCACUUUAUAUACAUUAUGUUGUCUUCACAAUGUUAGCAAAAUGUUGUACGUGAAAGUAAAUUAUAGUUAUUUAUUAUCAUGAGUGUAAUAGGCUGUUUUUCAAGACUUUCAUUUCAAGAAAUUUGAGGUUGUAAACUAAAGCAGUAAUUAAGUGUCAUGAAUCCACCCCUUGUCUACAGGUCAUGAGAAGAACUUUGUGAAAGUUUCUCCCCAUUAUUCGACCACCCUGGGUUUCCCGUAUGACUACACCUCGGUGCUACAUUACAGUGAGAGAGCCUUCAGCAUUGGAGAGGGACCUACCAUCAUAACUAAGCAACCUGAGUACCAAAAAAUUAUUGGACAACGAGCCCACAAGAUGCCUUGAUGCUGAACAAGCUAUAUGGAUGCAGUAAGCGUGUGUCAUGAAACCAAGCAGGUCUACUGUACUGCAUGUCCAAGUUGAAGAACAUGUAUAUUCUUCUCCUCCUUUCUGUUUUCCUCCUGUAGAAAAAUCUAUUUCAUUUAUGGAACAUUGCAACUUCGACAACCAGAGAUUGUGUGGGAUGAGUCGCUGCACCAAGAGUUUGGUAGGUGGAUGGAAAAGAAUGAAGACUGUCAUUGGGGGGCCCUAUUCUGAUUUCACCAACCUGGGGAAGACAGACGGUGAGAUUUAACGCUGUAGUACAGCUCACACUUUCCCAACAGUUGACUCCUUCAUGAAAAUGCUGUUAAUACAGACAGUAAACUGAACUUGUGCUGUAGGACCAUUAGAUACAAAUAUCAAAGUCAUCAGACAAUUGUUUAAAAUGCUCACCCUACUUUUCCCAGGUACUGGUUUCUUCAUGCAUGCCAGCACAGUGUCAGGCCAGGAGGGGGACACAGCCUGGCUGGAGAGCAGGGAGAUGACUCCCAGCAGGAAGUGCAGUGUCCAGUGUCUACAGUUCUACUACUACCACAGUGGUAACGAGUUAGACCAGCUCAACAUCUGGAUCAGAGAAUACCGUGAUGAGAGGGACUCUAAAGGAACUCUCCGCCUCAUGGGACAGAUCACAGGUUAGGAUGAUGAGAAGGUGAAUAAACCACUUGGAAAAUUAAUUGCUAGAAUUAUUUGUUUCAUCUCUAGUGUCUCUCUCUGAAGGUUCCCCAGGAUCUCACUGGAUGCCCUACCACGUGCCCCUGAAUGGCACCAAAACCUUCCAGUUUGAGUUUGAGGUGCGUAAAGGAGCAGGACAGUCUACAGGCGGGUUUUCCAUCGAUGACAUCAACCUGUCAGAAACCGAAUGCCCCCAUCACACCUGGCAGAUUAGAGACUUUGAGAAUCUUUUAACCACCAGUGACUUUAACACCGUUGUGUACAGCCCCAGAUACUACUCCCCAGAAGGCUAUGCCUACCAGAUUGCCGUUUAUCUUCGUGAAAUGUUGUUUGGAGUUUAUGUGCGCUUAGUCUCAGGAAAGUAUGAUGACCAACUCCAGUGGCCUUGCCCCCAUCGACAAGUGACGAUUCAACUGCUGGACCAGAAUCCCCACAUCCAGCAACGCAUGUCCAAGCAAAUCAGCAUUACCACUGAACC
Molecule: messenger RNA, 2560 nt
Organism: Coregonus sp. 'balchen'
Lineage: Eukaryota; Metazoa; Chordata; Actinopteri; Salmoniformes; Salmonidae
Source: the annotation of a GenBank genome assembly